AUGUCAAGACGUACACAUUCAAAAGACGAGGAUAGACAUCGUGGCAGAGAUGAGGCAUCUCACCGCCGCCACCACCACCACCAUGGUUCCAGAAGGCCUUCUCAUCGAGAGGCCCCACAAGGCUCACCUUCCACGACACAAGCUCGUGGUGGUGAUGAAAGGUCUCAGGGUAGGUCACCGCGAGGAGAAGCCUCACAGAACUCAGGAUUCGCAACACAACCCUAUGAUGCUGGCGGAGAGAAUCGUGCAGAGACUCCAGAAUCGGUAUCGCUAAGUCGGCCAUUUGGACAGCCAUUUGGACCUACAGCUGGCAUGGCGGACAUGAACAUUCUGAAUUCUACAUUUACGCCUAUAGUUGCUCCAACAAGAGAUACAUCAUUAUCAACUGUACCACCAGCGCGUCCCAACUCCAUGAGAGAUAAAGAACAUUGUGGAAACUGUGAUAAUUAUGCGGAGAUUCCUGUGCAAACGUGGAAAUAUUAUCAUUUGGAAGAAAACGAAAAAUGCCGCACAGCCUAUCGAGACGGAACCUGUCAUAAUGAGAGGAGCGAUUUUCAAAUCGAAGCAGAGAGACUCUCUGACCAAGCUUUUGGGGAGUCAAUUACACCCGGCGCCCUAAAGGAUUCAAUGAAGCCAGCCCAAACCCAUGCUCCUCAAACGACUAGUGCCAGUGCCUGGAGCCAGGGCGCGUCCCAGCCUUCAAUAUAUCCGCAGAUUGAUAACCCGACUUAUUCCAAUCUCCAAAGCAAUAAUCCCUCCACCUUAUAUAAUCCGUCAGCUAGCUACCCUGCUACCGGCCAGACUAGCAAUACUGGCUACGGCCCUUCUCACAAUACUCUCCAACCAGCCUCUUACCACUCCGGUAAUAGUCGCUAUAUGGCUCCUAGCUAUAUGCUCCCUCCUCCGGUCCCCUAUUAUUCCAGCUAUCCCGCUCCUCGCAUCCCUACUGGCUUGAGCCCUCCCGGCUGUACUCCCGCUACCGGCUAUCCUCCCCCUCAGAUCCAUUACACCUCUUCCAACAUCCCCUACACCUACAACACCCAACAACAAGCUCCAUACCAACCUGCAACCAGUAACCCACCUCAAGGCGAACAACACGCCCCGACAGUUAGCAGCGCACAGCAGAGCGGCAGUCAUCGAGGUAGCGGUGGUCAUAUUCAUAGUCAUGGUCAUGGUCAAAGAAGUGGUCAUAGAAGUAGUAGUAGUCGUACUCCUCGUUCUAAGGAAUAA
Molecule: messenger RNA, 1230 nt
Organism: Botrytis sinoallii
Lineage: Eukaryota; Fungi; Ascomycota; Leotiomycetes; Helotiales; Sclerotiniaceae
Exons: 1
Coding region: 1-1230 (409 amino acids)
Source: RefSeq, a predicted model, not a curated record